Molecule: messenger RNA, 2248 nt
Organism: Rosa chinensis
Lineage: Eukaryota; Viridiplantae; Streptophyta; Magnoliopsida; Rosales; Rosaceae
Product: putative zinc finger protein CONSTANS-LIKE 11
Exons: 5
Coding region: 460-1818 (452 amino acids)
Molecular function (GO): zinc ion binding; protein binding
Source: RefSeq, a predicted model, not a curated record
CUUAGGGAGUGACUCGUGCGUAAAACGCACAUGUAGCCACUUCGAGUUCUUACUGCAACUUCAUAUCUCUCCCUCGCUCCCUCUUGGUUUCUGGCAAAAUAAUUGCCCUCUCCGGUCAAAUCAUUUACCAUUUCACCAACUCGAUAAUGGAUUCUAUGUUUCUUGAUCUUGGCUGAUUUUACUUUCAAGUAAAUUGGCGGGAAUUCGGUAGGUGAAAGUUUGUGGUGGUUGGAGGAAGAUUAACACGAUAAAGCCGAAGAAUUCCCGCCAUGAACUAUCAGUCAGUUUUGUUUAUUUUCUUUAUCAACUAUCGGCCAGUUUUGUUAAUUUUCUUUAUCAUCUAUCAGUCAGAAGUUAGAUUAUCAGUUGAUUAGGAGCAUUAAAAUUUAAUAAGUACUAAUUAAUUAGUACCUAGUGACUAGGUUAGAGGAGCACUAGAAAAGAAAUUAAAUAUUGACUAUGAGGCCAUGUGAAUUAUGUUGGCGGGCGAGUGCACUUAUUUACUGCAGAGCAGAUAUGGCUCGCCUUUGCUUAAACUGUGAUGGAUCUGUACACUCAGCCAAUGCGUUAGCGCGAAGGCACUCACGUUGGUUUCUAUGUGAUAAGUGCAAUGAUCAGCCUGCAACAGUUCGAUGCCUGGAUGAGAACAUGUCCUUGUGCCAAAGUUGUGAGUGGAAUCACAAUAAUGGGGUUACAGGAAUGGGGCACCGUAACCAAGCAAUAAGUUGCUAUACGGGCUGUCCGUCGUUGUCUGAGAUUUCGAGAAUUUGGUCUGCGGUCCUUGAAGGGGGUUCAGCUUCUGGUGGUUUUGGUGGCAGUGCUUGGGAGUCACUUGGGGGUUCGGUGAUGCCAAAGAAUGAGAAUAAUUGCAUUAGUAACUGUUUGGAGCGUAGAGAUAGUGACGCAUCUUCGUUUGGGGUAGUGAGUGCUGGCAAGUUGAAUGAAGUACUAGCAGAGUCUAAUUGUACUCCCAAGUUUGAGCCGUGGAUGGCCCCAUCUGCUAUGAUUCCAUCAAAUCCGAACUGCAUCCAGCCACAAUGCAAAGAUCAAGCACCAUUCUUGCCUCAGGAGUCGAGCCAGAUGCCAAAGCUACAGGGUUCUUCAAAUUUUAAAGAUCUAGGAAUUCAGGAUGGCAAUGAUCUAUGUGAAGGUCUCAACAUGGAUGAUGUUCCACUAGACGUUGAAAAUGACGAUGAGCUAUUUAGCUGCUCACAAGGUCCUUCCAGAUACUCCUUUGAGGAUGGAGAGUUGGACUGUCUAUUAAUGGACCAGAAAAACUUAUCAGUCACCGAGUCUAAUGGUCCUCACAGUGACAAUGCUAUACAACAGGCAUCACCAUCAAGACAACAAGAGUGUACCGUAGGAUUUCACUCAUCCUGUGUGUCAGAUAGUGUGAUGCCCCCAGUGAUGAAUGCUGGUAGCACUGUAAACUGCAGCCUGCUCAUGAAUCCUAGUUGCAGCAGAAACAUCAAUCUGGAGGGAUUAAUUAAUCCUACUGGUCAAGUUCAUUCAAGCAUAUCUCUAUCACUAUCCAGCAUCACAAGAGAUACAACUCAUCCAGAUUAUCAAGAUUGCGGAUUGUCACCCGUCUUUCUAUCAGCAGAACCUUGGGACUCUACUUUGGAGACCAGCAGUCCACGAGCAAGGGACAAAGCUAAGAUGAGAUAUGAGGAAAAAAAAAAAACUCGCACGUUUGGUAAACAAAUAAGGUAUGCCUCUAGAAAGGCUAGAGCUGAUACCAGAAAACGAGUCAAGGGAAGAUUCGUAAAAUCCGGUGAAGAAUAUGAUUACGAUCCUCUUGUGAGAAGGAGCUUCUGAUUAUCUAAAUAAGUCAUACUAAAUCUCUAUCGAUCUCCCUUCCUUUAGCUGCAAGACAAGGCCUGAUUGUUUGGAUAAAGGUAGAGUCCACCAGGUGGAAGAAUCAUGUUUUCUGUAGUACUGGGAUGACUGCCAAGUUGCAUGAUCAUGCAUACGGAAAUAAAAGCUGUUCAAUGCUUUUUCAUGCAUACAAAGUAUGCAUACAGAAAAAGCCUCGAAUCAGUAAAUGCCAUAAAAGCGCGCAGUAUAUAUAUAUAUGCCAUACAGUUACUCUUCGAUCAAUUUGUUUAUUACGAGGAAAAACAAAAAAACAGAGAGACCUUUCUUCAAAUUUUAGGCCAAAUUGCCUGUUUGGUCCCCGGCAUUUGGGCUAGUCCUUAAUGUUGUCCCUACAAUUUCAAUUUUCAAUAACAUCGUGCAAUCUCUUAAC